Messenger RNA from Amphibalanus amphitrite, 530 nucleotides. RefSeq lists its product as uncharacterized. The record is from RefSeq and is a predicted model, not a curated record. Bases 42 to 530 code for a protein of 162 amino acids. The transcript is spliced from 3 exons. NCBI's taxonomy places the organism in Eukaryota, Metazoa, Arthropoda, Thecostraca, Balanomorpha, Balanidae.
CUGCGCUGAGCAGCAACAAAACCAACAGCACAAACAACACAAUGCAUAACCAGAGCACCCCAUCGCUGGAAGACGAGGAGCGCCCUCUGGCCGUCCACCACCCCUCCUCUCCGCUGCGCCCCCUGUCCCCGUCCGGCCGGUGGGUGCUGCGGGCUCCUCCGGGCUCCUUCUCGGCCGAGGCGGCUCUCCGGCGGUCGGCCAGCGCCUCAGCGCUACUGAGCGACCUGGAGGAGCGUCUGUCGGCGGCGGCGCGCCGGCCCGGCCCUGAGGAGGCCGACCUGACCGAGCUGACGACGGCCGCCGGCGGCGACCCGGCCGUCCAGCAGGAGGUGGGCAGGAUCGGCCUGCAGCGGCUCCACACCGUCCAGGCCGUCGGCAACCAGACCUCGCUGUCACUGACAUCACCAGAUAGCAAUCAGAAGCUGGAAGAGAUCCUCGUGCCGGGCUGUAUCCCUGCUGUCGUCAAGACGUGUGAUCGGAACAACACCGAACGCACCCUCACCGGGGAGUGCAAUCAUGUAGAGGUAUGA